Messenger RNA from Candidozyma auris, 2547 nucleotides. RefSeq names its product transcription factor MBP1. The record is from RefSeq and is a predicted model, not a curated record. Gene Ontology annotation, cellular component: MBF transcription complex; SBF transcription complex. Bases 1 to 2547 code for a protein of 848 amino acids. The transcript has a single exon. Gene Ontology annotation, molecular function: transcription regulator activity; DNA binding; protein binding. Lineage: Eukaryota; Fungi; Ascomycota; Pichiomycetes; Serinales; Metschnikowiaceae.
AUGAGACGAAAGGCAGAUGGAUGGAUCAACGCGACUCAUAUUUUGAAAAUUGCCAAGUUUCCGAAAGCAAAGCGAACUCGAAUAUUGGAGAAAGAUGUCCAGUCCGGUGUACACGAAAAAGUUCAAGGUGGAUAUGGGAAGUAUCAGGGAACGUACGUGCCCCUAGAACUGGGGGCAGAAAUUGCUCGCUUGUUCGGUGUUUACCAAACAUUGGAACCAAUAUUCAAAUUUCAGUACAUUGAGGGCAAGUCCGAAACUCCUCCUCCCGCCCCGAAGCACAAUCAUGCUUCUGCUUCUAAUGUUGGCAGAAGACAGCAGCCUUUGAAAGUUCUGAACGCAGAUCCUCACCAGCUCUCUGCAAAUACUCUAAAGAAGAGAACAAAUCCGGAACAUGAAGUUCCUGAAUCAUUGAGGAAACGCGGGCGUCCCAAAAGGGUACCACUUCAGAAGAGACAUCGACCCGAGCUCUCCACACAUCAAACAAUGCCGACAGUCAGCCAAACAGGUCCAAGCAUGGGCACUUUCACCUCCAAGCAAGAUUCAACACUCUCUCUGAAUUCUGUGGGCUUUCCUUCAUUGACGCGCCAGGAUACAGAGAAAGAUGCACUCCAAAUCAUGGCCAGCAAUCUAAGCGUCCGUAAUGAUGAUCUUGAGCUGGAUACUAGCGGUGAUGAAGGCAAUUACAAGUUACGACACAAUCAAAAAUUCGCAACUAAGGACGAUGAUGAGGAGUUCCUCUCGGGACGGGAAUUAUUUGGUUUUCAAGACUCCUUCAACGGGGGUGAAUCGUUCGACAGGUUGGUUGAGAUGCACAGACGAAAUCGCCUUGAAAUACAAUCUUCAUCUUCUCGUUCGACGGUGCACAAUGGUGCAAAUAAUUCUUAUAGUGGAUUUAUGCAUUACCAAGAUAGUGGAAAUUUCCCUCCUUCUAGAAUUGGAGAUUACUUCACUAUUCUCCUUGAGUAUUUUUUACACGAUGACAAAAGUGGUAGUGGAGGUUCGAAAGCACUCCCUCAUGAAAUCCUAAACCCACCCGAACCACUCAGUAACGUGAACAUAAAUCAAAGAGUUGAUAAUGACGGGAACUCAAUUCUCCACUGGAUAUGUGCAAUGGCAAAUUUGACUCUCGUGGAGUUUUUGAUAUCAAAGUUCAAUGAGCUUAUCGAUUUGAAUCUCAAAAACUAUCAUGGAGAGAGCCCGUUAAUGUUUCUGGUAAAAUUUAAUAAUAGUUACCAGCAGCAGAACUUCCAGGAUAUUCUACAACUUCUUAAAGGAUCUAUAUCAAUGGUCGAUAACAAGGGACAAACAGUUCUUCAUCAUAUCGCAUACUUUUGCAAACUGAAUGACCCUGAAUCCAGAAGUGUGAAGGAACGAUACGCAAAAUACUAUUUGGAUUGCAUUCUUGAAGCAGCAUCUGAGAUUGACAGUCAAUCAGGAUCGGCGCAAGAGAUGCGUUUGCAAGAUCUACUUAAUUAUCAGGAUUCAGAGGGCAACACAGCUCUACACGUGUUUGCCUAUAACAUGAGUAAAAAAUGCAUAAAGAGCAUAAUCAAAUACCAUGAGAUACUUAAUCUAGGCCUCCGAAAUGCCGUGAACCAUACAGCUGAGGACUAUCUCGCAUCAAACAAUUACAUCUUGAGAAUUGAAAAUGAUUAUAGUGAGGAGAUCAAAGUCAAGGAUGCGAUCUCCAUAGAAUCAACCGCUAAGGAGCAGGCGUCCAUAUUGACUAAUUCUCAGGGUUUAGAGUCGCAGCUUCAUAAUUCAAAGGAGGCGAUAAGCCUACAGAAUCGUUCAGUGAACGCGAUUACAGAGAAGCUCAGCGAACUUUCUUAUGCCAUGCAUCGUGAACUAAGUUCGAAAGAUGAGAAGUUAUUGACCUUACUCAAUUGUUUGCGUAAAAUAAGUUUUGAUAAAUUCUUAUCUCAAAAGAUAAACCUCAAAGUCUUCAACCUCGAUUACCUCAUUGAAGACAUAGAAAAUGAAUUCGAAACUAAACACUCGCUGCAAAAAAAUUCUGAACGAGGGCAGUUCCUCAUUGAUAUUUCGCGAGAUCACAUUAUUCAAGAGGAGAUUUUCAGGCUCAUUAACGACAUGUCUUUUCAAUUUUUGAUGGCAAAAGAAGAGGCAGGUGCCACAGUUUCAGCCUACCAAAAGAAGAGGGAGAUGGUGAGCCGCAAGCUAUUGAAAGAAGCAUUCGGGAAGUACAUAUCCCAAGAGCAACGUGCUAUUUCUUCAUCUCGCAACGAAUUGGCAGUCAAUCUCCACAAAGAGAUUCUAAGAAGAAGAGAUUUAGUCGAGCAAAUUCACAAGCUUGAGAAAAACACACCUCUUGUGUUUCAGAAUUUGGAAGAGUUUAAAGAAAACAACGAUUCAAUCAUAUGCAUGCAUUCAAAUCUCGAGACUUCAGGGAUGCUUUCUCAUAUUCCCAAAGAUGAUAAGUUGUACAAGUAUUGCAAGUUGAUUUCACUAAGUUGCGGGAUGUCAUUUGCAGAAGUGGAACAAUCCAUCGACUUGAUUGAACAAUCACUUUUAAGAACUAAGCGUUGA